This is a messenger RNA of Plutella xylostella (diamondback moth), 3040 nucleotides long. Its product is annotated as endothelin-converting enzyme 1. Gene Ontology annotation, biological process: protein processing. Gene Ontology annotation, cellular component: plasma membrane. Gene Ontology annotation, molecular function: metalloendopeptidase activity. NCBI's taxonomy places the organism in Eukaryota, Metazoa, Arthropoda, Insecta, Lepidoptera, Plutellidae. The record is from RefSeq and is a predicted model, not a curated record.
UGCAGCGGCCAUUCCCGCGCCUACACAGCGCAUGCGCGGUUUGCGUCGAGUGGCGCGAAAACUUCUGUCGUCUUCAAAACUUUUUUCUUUAAUAAAAACUUUUUCUUUUUCCGAACUUUAUAAACUUUUUUUUAAAUUAGAAAAAAUAGUUUUAAAUUAAAAGUUUGUCGGUGUGUUUUAGUGAUUGUGUUAAAGUAAUUUUAUGAAGAUGAAGUAUAAGGUGCGGGACUCGGACGCGGAGAGCCACCACUCCACCGUCAUGGACAAGAGCCGCGCCAAGCUCGAGGAGAAACUCACCCGCACUCUCCGCUGCUCCUCGGUGGUGAUCAUCGCGCUAGGAGUCUCCCUGGCGGCGCUGGCGCUGUACACCGUGGUGCUGGUGGCCACCGACUCCGCCCCGCGGCCCUGCGUCAGCGAGGACUGCGUGGCCACUGCGUCAAGAAUCCUCUCCUCUCUCAACCGAGACAUGGACCCUUGCCAAGACUUCUACGAGUUUGCGUGCGGGGGCUGGGUGAAGCGCAACCCGGUGCCCGACUGGGCCACGUCGUGGGACCAGCUGGCGCGGCUCAGGGAGGCGCUGGUGUCUGACCUCAGGGAGCUCCUGGAGCAGCCUGAUGAGGAGGGGCUUCCGAAGAGCGUGAUGAAGGCGAAAGCGCUGUAUAGGACUUGCAUUGAUACUGACAAGCUAGAAGCAGAAGGCAUCAAGCCGAUUCAGCGGUUGCUGACCAGCCUGGGGCUCCCCCCGCGGCCGGCGAACGAGUCUAUAGGCGCGGCGUGGGAGGCCGUCAGCGGCGCGGCGCGGCGGCGGCUGGGGUUGAGCGUGCUGCUGAGUGUGCAGGUGGCUGAGGAUGUGAGGAACACUAGCCGGAACCGGGUCGUUGUGGAGCAAGUCCCGCCCGGCUUCAGCGAGAGGUACCUCCUGCAGCCGAAGCAGUUCGCACACGAAUUAGAGCAGUAUCACAAGUACAUAAGGUCCAUGAUCGAGAUCGCCGACCCCGAGGCGAAUGCUACAGACUUCGCUGAUAGUAUCAUUGAGUUCAGCAAGAGCCUUGCUAAGAUAAUGACCCCGGUGGAGGUGCGCCGCAGCGGCACGCACCUGUUCCACGAGGUGAGCGUCGCGCAGCUCAUCGAGGGCUCCAGCGGGGGACCCGCCGAGUGGAAGGACCACGACUGGUCCGGCUACCUACAACAAGUGUUCAAGGAUACCAACGUGACGCUCGCGCCCGACACGGACCGUGUCAUCGUGAUGGACCUGCCAUACUUGCAGAAACUGGCUGUGCUGCUGAACAACACUGAUGAGUUGAAGAUCGAGCGUUUCCUCUGGUGGAGCGUGUUCUCCACAGUGGCGCCCAUGACCCUGUCCUCAUUCCGCGACCUCGGGUUCGAGUUCUCGCGCGCGGUGUUCGGCCUGCAACAGCGCACGCCCCGCUGGAAGAGUUGCACUGCCAAUGUGAAUGCCAACUUUGGCGUCGCGUUGAGCUACUUGUAUGUGAGGAGGCACUUCAAUCAGACCUCUCGGGAGAAGGCCAUAGAGAUGAUAGAGGACGUCCGAGAGGCGUUCGCGACGGCGGUGCGGCAGCUGGACUGGAUGGACGAGGGCACGCGGCUCAAGACGCUCAACAAGCUCAAAGCGAUCCGCAACUUCGUGGGGUUCCCCUCGUGGCUGCUCACGCCUGAGGAACUGGACAAGCAUUAUAAACAUGCGGACGUGAUAGAAGGCAGUUUGUUCGACACAUACCUGAAGCUGUCGUACGCGGCUGUCAAGAAGAGCUUGGAGUCGCUCAGAGAAAAACCUGACCGGAAUAGAUGGGUGGCUACAGCGACGACUGUUAAUGCUUUUUACUCAGCGACCCUCAAUUCAGUCACGUUCCCAGCAGGAAUCCUGAAACCUCCAUUCUAUGGAAACGGAAUUGAAGCUAUAAACUACGGAUCUAUUGGUGCCAUAAUGGGUCAUGAAGUAACUCACGGAUUUGACGACCAAGGCCGCCGCUACGACGAGGAGGGCAACCUGAAGCAGUGGUGGUCGGCGGCGACCCUCGAGCACUACCACGGCAAGGUGCAGUGCAUCAUCGACCAGUACAACCAGUACCACAUGGCGCAGCUGCCCAACUAUACUGUCCACGGCUUCAACACGCAAGGAGAGAACAUCGCCGACAACGGCGGCCUCCGCGCGGCGCUGCGGGCUUACAACCUGUUCACCAAGAGACAUGGAGACGCGGGCAGAGUCACCCUGCCAGGGUUGCCGCAGUAUGAGCCCAAACAACUGUUCUAUUUGGGAUUCGCUCAGAUAUGGUGCGGCAACACAACAGUAGGCGCCUUAAAAUCCAAGCUAGUCGAAGGCGUCCACAGCCCCAACAAAGUCCGAGUCAUAGGCACUCUGAGCAACUCUAAGGACUUCGCCGAUGCGUGGAAGUGUCCCUCAGGGUCGCCCAUGAACCCCGAACAUAAGUGCAUACUGUGGUGAUACUAGCGAUAGAUACGGCUAGUUGAAGCGAGACUGAGAUUAUAAAUACGAAAUUAUUGGGCUGAUUUUGAAACUGCAGAAGGUCUGGGCAGGGGGUUAGAGUUUGUCUCUUCAGGGUGCUAAUUUAUCAGUGAUUGAACAGAUAUUAUUGUAUAGUUAUGUAGUUAUUACUAUGUAUUUGAGGUAAACUAAAGCAAUUAAUUAGCUCAGACUGUAAUGUAAUCGCGUUGUGGCCUAACUUUCAAAAUCAUCUAUAGCUCUAAAAAGGUAAAUAUAAUUUUGUAGGUAAUUAGUUAUUAAGUUUAGAAAGUGUACUUAAAUUAUGAUUUGUGACGUCAUCUUCAGUCCCCGCGUAGGUUUAAGUGAACCAAAGACAAUUUUACACCAGUUACCAACGUGACCAGUACGUAUAUUAGAAUAAGAUAUUUAAGAAAUAUGUACAAGUGUAUUUUUGUAUAUUUUUUUAUAUAAAAAGUGGUGCCGUGUUACCAUGAACAAGUUAGGUUAAGUUAAGAUAACAUGCUUACAAAACGAUUGUGGAUGUGAAUCUGUGAUAAACUGACGUGAAAUCAUAAA